AUGCCUGCUGUCCCAAUGGGUGCCGGAGAAGCGUGUAAUUUUGCUGCCUAUGCAUUUGCACCAGCAAGUUUGGUAACACCACUUGGUGCGCUUAGUGUCAUUGUAACAGCAGUGUUAUCAUCGAAAUUGCUCAAAGAAAGAUUGAAUUUACUGGGUAAAAUUGGGUGUGCCGUGUGCCUGCUGGGCUCAACAAUUAUUGUUAUACAUUCGCCAAAAGAAGAAGAAGUCUCCAACAUGGCCGAUUUGGCGCUCAAAAUGCGAGAUGCCGGUUUGUUGGCUUGA
Messenger RNA from Gongylonema pulchrum, 282 nucleotides. Lineage: Eukaryota; Metazoa; Nematoda; Chromadorea; Rhabditida; Gongylonematidae. The record is from the annotation of a GenBank genome assembly.